AUGGAAAUCAUUGCUAUUCAUCGAGAAAAUUCGUACAAGUUUCUUGAAGAUAUUUCAUCUCGUGCAGUUGCUCUUUUUACAAAUCCUUCUUUUAUCAAGGAUAUUGGUGGUAGAAUAUGUGCACGUGUCUUUGGCGAACACAAAACAGUUGAUAAAGAAAUUGAAGAAUUUGCUAAUUCUACAAUGAUGAACUUACGUACUCGUCUUAUAAUCAAUGGUCUUGUGUCUUUUGAUUCUUGUAUGGAGUCAAAUGUUGAACUUGAUCCACGUGAAAUUCAUAUCAAUGGUGAGGUAAGCGUUUUUUCUUUUAAUUCGUUGAUUUUGAUGUUGAAUGCCUCUGCAUUGACAAGACUAAAGUUUUUUAAUAUGUUCGAGUAAUAUAAACUUCUUAAAGAAGUUUUCUAAGGUGAUUUUCGUAAAUAACUUCGUAAAUUUUUUUUCUGAAAAACAAAUUUCAUGUUUUAUACUGUUGCUUUCAAGAUAAUGAUAAGCGCGUAUAGCUAUUUCUCAGAUUAUAUAGUCAUGCAGUUACUGUUUAAUGGAACACGACCUAAAACAUGUCUUAAGACAUAUAUAUUAAAAAGCUUAGAUCGACUGCCCUUGUUAUCUCUCUAAACCUUAUGAAAAGCAGUCUGGACCUGGAACAUCAUUAAAGACAGUAAAAGGCAAAGAGUCUUUCACGUUUUUCACUACACACUACAGUUGAAUUUAUUGUUAUAUGAUCAAAGACUAAAUAGCAGUAAAAUUCUAUCAGCAUACAUGAGACAGUUUUCUUCUUGCACUUGUAGAGAAAGAAGAAAAUGAGAAAGCAAUUUGUCCUAAAAUAAAUCGAAUAAAACAUUUUUUACGCAAAGACUAACAACAGUUACACUGUGUGGAAAUUUUAUUCUCUUAAGACUGAGAGUAUUGACUUUUCUAAUAUGAUCAAAACAGCGCUUAUUCGGCAAGAAGUUUGUGGCCAUAUUACGUUGUUUUUCGAUUAUACGUUAAAAUCUGUGAAAGCAAUCAUAAAUCAAUCCAAAUUCCUGAAGGCACAGAUGUGCACAUAUCAGUACUUAAGAACCAACGACUUUUAGAGAUAUGGAAAAUGUUGAAAGAAAGCUGUGUAGAAAAGAUAUUUCAUGAAUGAUAUAUGUAUAGUGUAGUUCUCAGAAAAUCGUGGUCCUAAUCAUAACCGCUGAAACUACGGAAAAGAGUUUAAUUAAAUGAAUGAUUAGUACAAGUUAUUACAUUUGAUUCCGAUGGUAUUUGUAAUUAUAAUUUCAUGAAUUCUAAUCAGCAUACUUAAUCAUUUUCUGGCCUUAUCCAAGUACUAGUGCAAAAUGUUUGGGUUUGUCACUGGCGACAGUUCGAGUUCAAAGAAAUGAUCGAUAAAAAGUUUUAAAAAUCUCAAUAACUACAUGAAAUUAAUUAUUUGAAGUUAUUUCAAUUGCUUUUUAUUGACUCAGGUAUAAUGUGAUCGUAAGAUAAUAAACAAAGCACAUAGAAUUAUUUGAAACAAGGUUCUUCUAUCAUAUGUAACGAGAAAACUAAUGCCUAUUCGAUAUGUUUUUAAUGAAAGUGACUGUGUGUAUCUCAAUUUAGCAAUACCAACUAACUAAUAAAUAUGAAGUUAUAUUGUAAUCAGACAUAUACUUCAUGAGUAAUAUAAAUAAUCUUUCCCAUAUUAAUAACUUCAUUCUUUCUUUAUUGAAUUGAAAUAGAGUACGAAUAAAAAAAAUGAAGAUGUGAGAACAUAGAAAGAACUACUCGCAUUCUAUGCUCAAGACUAAUUCAUCUGUUGAUUCUAGUUCGAAAGAUGAUAUUAGUUUGUAAGAAUUUUCUUCAAUCAUCA
Molecule: messenger RNA, 1834 nt
Organism: Rotaria sp. Silwood2
Lineage: Eukaryota; Metazoa; Rotifera; Eurotatoria; Philodinida; Philodinidae
Source: the annotation of a GenBank genome assembly